AUGGCCUCAAUGAGCAACCAAACAUGCUCCAAUUGUAGUCUCAAUUCAUCAAAUAAGAAAGAAUUAGUUGGAUGGGUUUGGGAUAACCCCGGCCGCGGUACAAUAAGUUUGAUUACAACGUGCUUGGCUACGAUAUUUCUGUGCACCUGGGUCGUGAUCCAUCCCCGUGUCUACAAGCGCGAAUCUUCUGCAAAUCUGCAUAAGAUUGCCCUUUUCCUCAAGACAAUAUUUGCACCAGAGUUUAUUGCAGUGGAAGGACUUCAGGAAUGGGCGCAGUGCCGCAGGAUGCAAAAAGAAUGUGCCGAUUUCACAGCAGGCCAAUUCAAACUUGUUCAUGCUUUCUACAUCAGCAUGCUUGCACUAAGGUACCAAACACCAAACGGCGAUCGGGUCAUUUGGCCAAAUCAAUAUACCUGGUUAUUACAGGAAGACCUUAUCCGGUGGGAAACCCAUCCGAAUUGGGGUCUAUCUCUCGAUGAUAUCUACGACAAGAGCAAAUCAGAUAACGCUACAAAAUUACUGGCUAUGAUGCAAGUAAUUUGGUUCUCGGCACAGUGCAUACUACGGAUCUCUUAUCAUCUACCGCUUUCGCAAUUGGAGUCUAUGACCCUUGGUUAUAUCCCGUUGUUUAUCGUGACAUACUUCUUCUGGUGGAGCAAGCCUAAAGAUAUCAGAUCGCCUUCCCUUGUUGUGCUUCCGGAAAUGAGCCUGGAGCAAUUUCGCUUCUUCGAAUCAAUGGCUGUCAGUAAUAAGUUCGACAACGAGGGAAUGAAAGAGCAAACGUCUUAUUGGAAUAUAUGGUAUCUCACCCCACGGGUAUUCGAGAAGGUUGAAGAGGACAGACUCGUGCAGGAGGCUUGUAUGAAGCCAUUGAAGAGCCCAAAUCAAGAUCCAAUCACCCAACAACCAUGCGAAACCACAAUCAACGAAAGCGAGAUCCGAGAUAUUGAAGACCAACAUGAGUUUCGGAAGGAUAUCGUCGUGGCCCAUUGGGAUCCCGACCUGUAUAGGUCAAAAAUCUGGCCUUUGACGUGUCUGUUCGGAAUUUCAUUCGGCGCCCUUCACCUUGUAUGUUGGAAUACCAUGUUCCCAUCGGUCGUUGAGUUAUGGCUCUGGCGUGUAUCUGCAUUUGUUUCAAUCGUGUCGAUGCUCAUAUUUAUGCACUUUGAAAAGGUUGUCCUCCGCUGGGACGGUAUUUUAACACUUUUUAGUCUCUCAUCCCCAGUGUUCUACCUUCUGAGUCGCAUUAUCAUGAUGGGAGAAGUAUUUGCCGUCCUAAGAGGGGCAGACCCUGGCGUUUACGAUACCUAUGAGUACUCAGUCUACUGGUUGCCAUUCUUAUGA
Molecule: messenger RNA, 1344 nt
Organism: Penicillium coprophilum
Lineage: Eukaryota; Fungi; Ascomycota; Eurotiomycetes; Eurotiales; Aspergillaceae
Exons: 1
Coding region: 1-1344 (447 amino acids)
Source: RefSeq, a predicted model, not a curated record